AUAAACGGAAGAGUGAGUAGUAGCCGGUGGCGUCUCUGUUUGGGAGAGUUAAUUGUUCCACACGCAAAUAUUUAUAAAUUUAAAUUAACUUUAAUUUAGUUUUGUGAGAAAGUUUAUACCAGUGGAUAAAAUGAAAAGUACUGGCUGCUGCUCUUGGCUAUUUUGCUGUGGAAGGUCCUCAGGAGAUGAAGAUGAAGAAACAACAACAACUGAAAAUGGAACUACGACAGUUGUUCGUAAAACCACAAGAAAUGGUGGUACAACUGUUACAACAACUACCACAACAUAUAUCAGUCAUCCUUCAUCGACAGGAGGAUUAUUAACUCCAGGAGAAUCUAUCGCAUUCAUACCACGCCAACCAUCAAAUCGAACUAUUAUAAACAUUCCUUCAAAAACAAAAGUGACUCCAGUUCCAAUUUCAAAACCAAAUUCAACUCCAUCAACUGGUAAUCAGUUUGCAUUGGAAUGUUUGAAUGAACACAAUCGCUUUAGAGCUCUUCAUGGUUGCCCACCUUUAAAGUUAAAUUCGAAUAUGAGUGCGAUAGCUAAAAAAUGGGCAAUUCAUUUGGCCAAAAUAAACACCAUGCGACACAGUAAAAAUGACAAAUAUGGUGAAAAUCUUUACAUGUGCAGUGGCUUCUCGAUCGAUGGCAGAAAAGCUGUCGAAAGUUGGUAUAAUGAAAUAAACCUUUAUAACUAUCGAAGACCCGGUUUUAGUAUGAAAACUGGACAUUUUACCCAAGUUAUAUGGAAAGAAACUAGAGAAUUGGGUGUUGGAGUAGAAAUAAGAGGAAAUUCUACAUGGGUUGUCGCAAAUUACGAUCCACCUGGAAAUGUUGCCACCUGUUACGAAGAAAAUGUUCCUAGACUUCUUAGAUGAAAAUAAGAAUUAGUUUUUAAUUUUAUUAUGAAUAAUUUUGCAUGAACUCUUAUCUGUUAUAGAUUCCUA
This is a messenger RNA of Episyrphus balteatus (marmalade hoverfly), 949 nucleotides long. RefSeq names its product Golgi-associated plant pathogenesis-related protein 1-like. Lineage: Eukaryota; Metazoa; Arthropoda; Insecta; Diptera; Syrphidae. The coding region runs from base 131 to 880 and encodes 249 amino acids. The transcript has 5 exons. Gene Ontology annotation, cellular component: extracellular region. The record is from RefSeq and is a predicted model, not a curated record.